This is a messenger RNA of Anastrepha ludens (Mexican fruit fly), 1583 nucleotides long. RefSeq lists its product as uncharacterized. Lineage: Eukaryota; Metazoa; Arthropoda; Insecta; Diptera; Tephritidae. The transcript has 3 exons. The record is from RefSeq and is a predicted model, not a curated record. The coding region runs from base 190 to 1281 and encodes 363 amino acids.
UAGUGAAGUUGUCUAACUUUCCUCCACUGAAAAAGGCUCCCUGAGUUGAAUUCUGUGCUUGGUUAAUUAAAACUCUUCUUCUAUUUUUGUUUUUGCAAAAGUAAGAGUUUGUUAAUAAAAUUAGUGUGAAAAAUAUAUACAAAUAGAACACUUCAGAGAAAAAAGAAAUCAAAGCAAAAAAAGGAAAAGAUGCUGAAAUAUUUGUUGUUCUGCACUUUGAUUGCACCCCUAGUUUGGGGUACACCGCUGCCUGUGGCACAAAGCGAUAUUUCCUCGCACAUUGUCAUCGUUACACCACAGGCUCAAGUUCAUCUGGAGCCAGCUAUUAAAUAUGAUACCGCAGCUUUCAUCCACCACCUCUCGCCAUUAGCUCGUAUCACCGCACCGCAUGAAGAGACAAUUGUCUAUGUUCCCGCUAGUGCUGGCGCUCCGAUCAUUCCCGUUGAAAACGUUGGCUUGGGCCGCGCCAGUGCUAACGAACAGCCACAGAAGUUGGAGACCAAGCAAUGGGAUCAGAUUUCACAGCAAAUUCAGCAAGCAGUGCAAACCGGAUCAGCACAGUUAGGUCCUCAACUAAGUGAAGCAGCGUCAGCAGCCUCUAGUGCUGCUGCAGCCGCUGGUCAAGGCCUAUUUCCCGCUCUAUUCCCACCAGCUGGGCCUGGCUCUGGCGUUAGCUCAGCAACUAGCGCUGCUAGCAAGGACGACAAACCGAGAAUCACCUACGAACUUCCUGCCAAUACCGAAGCCUUGCUACCCAACAGCGCACGCAUCUAUGCGCUAACACCGGCCGUAUCACAUGUCGUCGAUUUCGUCCACUCGCCCAUAUUCGUUGGCCCAAUCUCGGCAAUACGAGCACGCAGUAUUCUAUCAGACGACGCUCAGGCACCACUGAAGGCUGUUCCAUUAUUGGAAGUUACUGAAGAAUUGCCAUUGAAAGAUAUCACUAAAGACUUGCAAGAAGCUAAACAAACACAAUCGAAGCAAGAACUUAACAAUAAGCCGGACUAUGGCAGGUUCUUGGGGGCGAAUACAUUGAAAGACCCAGAAAAGAAGCCAUUGGAUGAAAGUGAGGUGAAGAAAGAAAAGUUUUCGGAGGAUCAGUAUUUGGAUACCAGCAACAAGUUGUCUGAGCCUUUAAAGGAAGGACUUCUUCAAGUAGCUUUACCAGAACAACCUGCGAAACUUAAGAUCGCAUCCUCUACCGAUAUAAAUGUAGGAGUUCAAGAAGCAGCCUCUAAAGGUGUCAUCCGUGAACCGCAGCCUCAAUCUAAGGUUGCUUAAAUGAUUGACUGGAAUCAAACGCUCAAAUUUAAAUUUAUGUGUACACAGUACAUCACUGUCUGUGGGAUACGUUGGUAACUAUAGCUGAGAGACAGAUGAAUUCAUCAUAGUGCUCUAACUAACACAAUAAUAUUCCUAUUUCACCAUACUAACACACACAUACACUUGAUACACUUGAUCAUUGAAUAUGUAAACAAGUAAACAUUCGAACAAAAAGGAAAGUACAAUCAUCGUCACCGUAAGUUCAUCAUCAUUUAUAUCCAUAAACAAUAACAGAACAAUAAAAAUGCAACAAAAAAACA